Messenger RNA from Anarrhichthys ocellatus (wolf-eel), 467 nucleotides. It is a transcript of the gene dph3, whose product is annotated as diphthamide biosynthesis 3. Bases 68 to 322 code for a protein of 84 amino acids. The record is from RefSeq and is a predicted model, not a curated record. Gene Ontology annotation, biological process: protein histidyl modification to diphthamide. Lineage: Eukaryota; Metazoa; Chordata; Actinopteri; Perciformes; Anarhichadidae. The transcript is spliced from 3 exons. Gene Ontology annotation, molecular function: metal ion binding.
GCGACGCCGUAACGGCUGUUGAGGCGACACACGAGAGAGGAGAUUCUUUUCUCUGGUUUUAAAUAAAAUGUCGGUUUUUCACGACGAAGUAGAGAUCGAGGACUUUGAGUAUGACGAGGACACGGAGACGUAUUACUUCCCGUGUCCCUGUGGGGACAAGUUCGCCAUUACUAAAGAGGACCUGGAGAACGGGGAGGUGGCGGCGACGUGUCCGAGCUGCUCGCUCAUCGUUAAAGUGAUCUACGAUCAGGAGUUGUUUAUGUCGGGAGAGAUCGUGGAAACGUCGUCUACAGAAACCAAACUGGAGAUGGUUCAGUCCUGACCCCCCCCCCCAUCAUCAUAAUCAUCGACUGUUCCUUUAAAUCCACUCUAGUGACGCAGCUCCUCUCACUUGUUUACACACACACACACCUAAACACACACACCUAAACAUACACACCUACACACACACACCUAAACAUACACAC